Messenger RNA from Strongylus vulgaris, 252 nucleotides. NCBI's taxonomy places the organism in Eukaryota, Metazoa, Nematoda, Chromadorea, Rhabditida, Strongylidae. The record is from the annotation of a GenBank genome assembly.
AUGGAUCACGUCAAUCUUCUAAUGAAUGCUGCGCGAACAGCAAAUGAAGAAGUAAUCAUGACAUUAUUUCUGAAGAAAUUGGAUCUUACAUGCGUUGAUGAAGAUGGAAAUACUGCAUUACAUAUUGCCGCAAUGGUGAGGCGAUACGUUCGAUUCUCAGCCAAAGCAAAUACAACAAUACGUUUCGAGAAAAGAACUGCUUAUAUUUAUAAAUUGUUAGCUGCGAAGGCUAACGAAUCAUCACAUUUUUAA